CUUACCGGCUGAUAAAAUAUUUACACGAUUCUUUUGAUCUCGGUCGUCACGAUAUACGAGUUACAAUUUGAAUCCAUAUUUUGACGUUAUUUUUCCGCGAUUUAGUUUCGACAUGUAUCUUUUAAGUAUAGGCAACCAUUUUUCNAUCCCGUUAGUGUGGUUUUUGCGAGUUAUUAUGGCGGAAUCGCCAAGAAUUUUGUCAACAGCGGCGGCUCUGUUAGCCACACUGGGAACCACGGCGGUAGCGGGAAUGACUUCCUCCGCUAGGCCGACGGAACCGCCUGCUCCACCGGUCACAUCAGCUGGCGGUUCCGCUAUGGUGAUCGCCACCUCGGAGUCCUCGGUUCCAGUGUUGACAACACUUUUACACACUGCUGCCAGCCAGAAUGCCACGGAGAUGUCAGGAAAUGACACGACUACUGCUGCCCCAGUGUACACAAAAAUUUUCCUGCAGACGGCGGCAGCUCAAGGAAUCGCUGGUGUGUUUGCCUUCGCAUCCAUUCUUGUCACUUGCCACCAGAUUUACAUGCAUCUUCGGCACUACACCUGCCCAGGGGAACAACGCUGGAUAGUCCGCAUCCUCUUCAUCGUUCCCAUCUACGCAUUUGACUCUUGGCUCAGCCUGCUCUUCUUCAGCCAGGACCAUUACUACGUCUAUUUUGACAGCGUCAGAGAUAUUUAUGAAG
Molecule: messenger RNA, 686 nt
Organism: Acanthaster planci (crown-of-thorns starfish)
Lineage: Eukaryota; Metazoa; Echinodermata; Asteroidea; Valvatida; Acanthasteridae
Product: transmembrane protein 184B-like
Source: RefSeq, a predicted model, not a curated record